AGCGCAGAUGAUGGUUGUUUUGUUUCCGCGAAGCGAAUUUGUGUAUUGCUAAGUGACGAGUGUCCGUCGUACAGACGGCAAACAAUAAAAAUGCCAGCCUUCCUUAAGCACAUCGAGGUAGAGAAUUUUAAAUCCUACAAAGGCAAACUCACUAUUGGACCGCUGAAAUCUUUUACUGCGGUCAUCGGUCCAAAUGGAUCCGGUAAGUCAAAUUUUAUGGAUGCCAUUAGUUUUGUCAUGGGAGAGAAAACCAGUAGCUUGCGUGUCAAGAGAUUUAACGAACUUAUCCAUGGAGCGUCCAUUGGUCAACCUGUGUCAAGGAGCGCAUCUGUCACUGCUGUUUUUGAACUUGAAGAUGGCACAGAAAAGAGCUUUAUGCGGUCCGUUCAUGGAUCUUCCUCGGAACAUCGCAUCAAUGGAAGUAUUGUCACAAGUCAAGUUUAUUUAAAUGAAUUGGAACAUCUUGGCAUCAAUGUCAAAGCCAAGAAUUUUCUAGUUUUUCAAGGUGCUGUCGAAUCAAUAGCCAUGAAAAAUCCAAAAGAAAGAACCACGUUAUUUGAAGAAAUCAGCAACUCUGGAGCUUUGAAAGCAGAGUAUGAGCGCUUGAAAGCAGAAAUGUUGAGAGCCGAGGAGGAGACUCAAUUUUCAUACCAAAAGAAAAAGGGUAUAGCAGCUGAAAGGAAAGAAGCCAAGCUUGAAAAAGAAGAAGCAGAAAAAUAUCAGCGUCUGAAGGAAGAGUACAUAGAGAAACAAGUUGAACUGCAACUUUUUCGAUUAUAUCAUAAUGAAAGAGAAAUUGAAAGCUUGGAAACUUCAUUGGAAAAAAAAAAGUAUGAGAUUGACAAGAUUGAAAAAAAGCGCGAAAAAGCCGAGGAAAUUUUGAAGGAAAAGAAGAAAGAGUCGGGCAAAUUGGCCCGUGAAUUAGCGAAAAUUGAACAAGAUAUCAGAGAAGUUGAGGUGGAAAUUACAAAAAAGAGACCAGCAUUUAUCAAAGCCAAAGAGCGUGUCGCUCACAUGCAAAAAAAGUGUGAAUCGGCAAAAAAAUCCUUGGCGCAAGCACGAGUAGCUGACGAAGCUCACAAGAAAGACAUAAAUGAACUGCUGGAGGAAUUGAAACAAGUUGAAGAGGCUAAGGCUGCUUAUGAAUCUAGUAUUGCUGCCCAAUCACAAAGCCAAGGCAGAGACGUACAACUAGAGGAUGAACAGGUACGCGAGUACAAUAGGUUGAAAGAAGAAGCUGGAAAGCAAUCUGCAAGGUACACACAAAUGCUUGAUUCAAUUAACAGGGAACAAAAAUCUGAUCAAGAUAGGUUGGAUAACGAGGGCAGGAAAAAGACAGAUAUUGAAAAUAAAAUAAAGCAGAAAGAGCAUGUGCUUGAAGAGGCGACCAAGCGAAUUGACAAAUUAGAGGAACACAUUCGUACGUCGGAGACUGCUCUGGAGGAACAAAAGAAAUUGCGCGGUGAUUUGCAGUCGGACGUUGGUAGCUCAAAAGAUAGAAUUCAAGAGCUACAGACAGAAUUGGAAAGUAUUUCAGAGCAAUUAGGCGAUGCCAAAGUUGACAAGCAUGAAGUGUCAAGAACAAAGAAAAAAACUGAAAUCGUUGAAAAUUUUAAGCGACUAUUUCCUGGUGUGUAUGACCGUAUGUACAAUAUGUGCGAGCCAAUUCAUAAACGUUACAACGUCGCCAUUACAAAAGUGCUUGGCAAAUACAUGGAAGCCAUUGUCGUUGACACGGAGAAAACUGCUCGACAGUGUAUUCAAUAUUUGAAGGAACAGUAUCUCGAGCCUGAAACGUUUUUGCCUUUGGACUACAUUCAGGCUAAACCAUUGAAGGAGCGUCUUAGGAAUAUCCAAGAACCAAAAGGCGUUAAAUUGCUCUACGAUGUUUUACGCUUUUCACCAAAAGAUAUUGAUCGCGCCGUUUUAUUCGCGACCAACAAUGCUCUAGUUUGCGAAACUCCCGAAGAUGCCAAUAAAGUAGCUUAUGAGAUGGAUAAAAAAGCAAGAUAUGAUUGCGUAGCUCUUGACGGAACAUUUUAUCAAAAGGCUGGCAUCAUCUCUGGAGGUAGCUUGGAUUUGGCAAAGAAAGCAAAGAGGUGGGAUGAGAAACAAAUGUCUCAAUUGAAAGCUCAAAAGGAAAAAUUGACGGAAGAGCUCAGGGAGGCUCUUAAGAAAUCUCGCAAAGAGUCUGAAUUAAACACAAUAGAAUCACAGAUUCGCGGAUUGGAAACUCGUUUGAAAUAUAACAAAAGUGAUCUAACGGCUACGAGGAAGCAAAUUAACGAGCUGAAUUCAGAGUUGACAAAAUUACAAGCGGAGUUGGACAAGUUCUUGCCAACAAUAACAGCUAUUGAAAAAACAAUGGCUGAGCGUGAUCAGGAAAUUCAAAAUAUUAAAGAGAAAAUGAACAACGUAGAAGAUGACGUGUUUGCUAGUUUUUGCGAGUCUAUUGGCAUUUCCAACAUUCGUCAGUAUGAAGAGAGAGAAUUAAGAUCCCAGGAAGAAAGAGCCAAAAAACGCAUGGAAUUUGAAAACCAGUGCAAUCGUAUUCAAAAUCAGUUGGACUUCGAGAAACAACGAGACACUGAAAGCAACGUAUUGAGAUGGGAGCGUGCUGUGCAGGAUGCUGAUGACAAGUUGGAAUCUGCUAAGCAGACUGAAAAAAAUCAAAAAGCAGAAAUUGAAAAUGACGAGAAACAGAUGGAGGAUCUGAAGCAGUCUAGGAAUCUUAAGAAGAGAGAAGUAGACGACAAAGAAGAUGAAAUUGGCAAAUGCAGGCGUGAUGUCGGUGCUAUUGCCAAAGAUAUUCAAGCGGUUAAUAAACAACUCAAUUCUAUAGACAACAAAAUUGAACAGAGAAAGGGCGAACGUCAUGCUAUUCUUAUGCACUGCAAGAUGGAAGACAUUGCGAUCCCAAUGAUUCGUGGAAAUAUGGAAGACAUUGCUGGAGAUACAAGCACUGUCAACGAAUCCAAUACUGACUCUAGUAUCAAUUCACAAAAGCAGUUCGAGAGGGAAAGACGCAUUACGAUAGACUACUCUUUGUUACCUGAAAAUCUAAAAGAUGUGGAUGAAGAGGAUCUUAAAAAACAGACGGAUAAACUGACGAAAAUUAUAAAUGAUUUACAAACCACAAUUCAGCGUAUUCAAGCGCCAAAUAUGAAAGCCAUUCAGAAAUUGUAUCUGGCUAAAGAAAAGCUGCAAGAGACGAACGAAGAGUUUGAGCAGCUGCGCAAAAAGGCUAAAAAGGCAAAAACCCAAUUUGAAAAGAUUAAAAAAGAAAGAUACGAUAGAUUCACUACUUGCUUUGAACAUGUAGCCAAUGAAAUUGAUCCCAUUUAUAAGAGUUUAGCUAAAAAUCAGUCUGCUCAGGCCUUCUUGGGACCAGAAAAUCCAGAGGAGCCUUACUUGGAUGGUAUUAAUUAUAACUGCGUAGCCCCUGGUAAAAGAUUUCAACCCAUGUCAAAUUUAUCUGGCGGUGAAAAGACAGUUGCAGCUUUAGCUUUAUUAUUUGCCAUUCAUAGCUAUCAGCCUGCUCCGUUUUUUGUAUUGGAUGAGAUUGACGCUGCUUUGGAUAACACCAAUAUUGGAAAAGUUGCCAGCUAUAUUAGAGACAAGACCAAUUCUCUUCAAACGAUUGUUAUAUCUUUAAAAGAAGAAUUUUAUUCACACGCAGAUUCACUUAUUGGCAUUUGUCCGGAUGUUGGAGAAUGCCUAGAAAGUAAAGUGCUAACGUUAGAUUUGACGCAGUUCCCUUCACAUGUUAGUUAAUUUACGACAUUCUCUAAAAAUGUUUACUUUAUUCAUCCAUGAGCUUGUAUUUUUUAUACUAUUCAUGUAUGUGUAAAAUGAUGAUAUACCUAAAAGGUAUGUGUAAGGAACGGAGAUAUGGCUAAUUAAGUAAAUAUACUCUGUAGUAAGAUAAAGAUUAUUUCUGAUUUUUCAACGUCUUUUUGACUUGACGAAAUAUUGAAUUUAUUAAACAAAAGUAUUUCGAUAAUACAUACCUACUAUUUAAAAAAAGUAAAUUUAUUGAGAACCGAAGAUGUUUUCGUCAUUGUAAUGGCAAGAAAUAAUACACAAAUAAACACAAAUAAAUUUUAAUUGCAACUGCUUGAUUGUUUCGUUUGGGUGCAAAUUUGAGUUAUUUCAUGAUGAUAUGGAUUAGAAAUAAUAGUCAACUUUAGAUCACCUUUACUGUUGAUCGUAAGAUAGUUAUUUUUUUAUACACACCUAACUUUUUUUGUCGACUUAUCUGAUUUCCACCAUUUUAUUAUUUGUAUAAUUAAUAAAACAAUUCUCAAAACAUAGCAUC
This is a messenger RNA of Phymastichus coffea, 4318 nucleotides long. It is a transcript of the gene SMC1, whose product is annotated as structural maintenance of chromosomes protein 1A. The transcript is spliced from 16 exons. Gene Ontology annotation, cellular component: cohesin complex; chromosome; nucleus. Bases 91 to 3774 code for a protein of 1227 amino acids. The record is from RefSeq and is a predicted model, not a curated record. Gene Ontology annotation, molecular function: protein binding; ATP binding; DNA binding. NCBI's taxonomy places the organism in Eukaryota, Metazoa, Arthropoda, Insecta, Hymenoptera, Eulophidae. Gene Ontology annotation, biological process: sister chromatid cohesion.